Molecule: messenger RNA, 3420 nt
Organism: Cotesia congregata
Lineage: Eukaryota; Metazoa; Arthropoda; Insecta; Hymenoptera; Braconidae
Source: the annotation of a GenBank genome assembly
AUGACCACGUUCAAGGACCUUUUGGAUGGUUCAUUGGGCCGACAACCACGAAAUAUUCGGGUGGUUGAUUAUGAUGAGGAAGAUGAUUGGAACAACUCUCGUAAAAGUUCGAAUAACCAUCAAGCAGAGUUAAGCCAUCUUCAGCAUUGCCGUGUAGAAUCACCUUUACAUUCAAUCCAACACACCAGAGCACGGCCAAACCACAGUCCAAUAUUUUCCGCAGACUCCACCUACAGUACAAGAAUGGAUCUUUCAGAUUUGACAGACGUCGGUCCAACUAACGCGCGUGACGAUAUAGAUUCACAGAAAAUCCGGUUGUACUUUCCCCCAAAUCAUCAGAACAAUACCUAUUGUAGUAGAAGCUUACUGCCUACUGAAUCUCCGUAUUUGCUCCAGUCACAUGCUCCAAUAAACGAUACCGAUCUUGCUAAUGAAAGAGCCAGUCAUUAUCAUUGCGCAAUGGAGGAGCAAAAACAUAGAAACAAGCACAUUGAUGAAAGAUCAACCAGUCCGGCUUCCAGUUCAGAUCCAGCGGAAGUUCUCACUUCGCCGCGACAGCAUUCCAAGCACCGACAACAUCUAUCUCAUCGUCAUCGGACCGCUAAUUUGAGUAAAGAUCCUCAUUUAUAUCACAGUACAAUUAAUUCUGGUCAAUUAAAUCAUCAGCAUUCUUCCCCGCUGGCUGACAGGCAUCGCCAGCAAAAUAUCUGUCAUCGAUAUCAUGAAAUCGGUCAGCCGGCAUCCUGUUCUCCAGUUUGUGAUUCUGGUAUCAGAGAAGACGACAGGUCAUCUUCGGUCCAGUCAAAUCAUCGAGAUCGCUUAUCUAGUUGCGAUGACAUAAACGCAAUGUGUUCAAUAGUUGGUACGGGAACAACAACUACCGCAACCAUGUCCGGCAAUCUUCUAUCUCCAUUGCCUAACGUCACUGUAGCGAAUUAUCAUCAUCGUGCCAGCUCCGGUAUCUCCUGCGAAUCAUCAACCUCCUCGCCCAGUAUUAGGAAUCAUGGUACGCUUGAGAACUGCGUGACUGAGAGGCAUCGAAAUUUAUCCCGUCAUAAUCACGUGAUACAGCCUUAUGCUCUGGAUCCUCCUCAACGUGUUCAGAGUGUUCAUCCGCGUGAAACAAAGAGUCCACUUCUUAUUGGUUAUCCUGUGCUUCAAAUAGUACGCUGUCGUCUAGGUCCUGAAGCUCCGAUGGAAGGAACAAUAGGGUAUCCUUUCACAAUGGCCCCACACUCUCAUUCACAUUUACCACGUACUGGAUAUAAUACUCACUUGUCACGGAAUCAGUAUCGUCAUCCUUGUGGAACAGAUAAUGGCGAAGGAAAUUGUUGUAAAAAGUAUGUCGUGCUUUGCUGUCUCUGUGGGGGUCUCAGUGCCGCUGUUGGAUGUCUCUUCCUCGCUGUUCAUGCCGUAUUAUCAGCCCACACAGCAAGUCUUGCGCUAUUUGAAACUGUACCAUCAUACAUUCCAGGAAUAAUGUUGAUAUUGAUGGGCCUGUUUACGAUGAUUUUAGCAAGACGCAAACACCGAUACGGUAUUUUGAUGAAAGUAUGCGGUUCAGUUGGAGUCGUAUGUGCACUAGUCUGUGUCCUCGUCACGGUCACAACAACAGUCGUCCACAUGUCAAGGCUGCAAGGUCUUCGCGAGUGCGUUUAUACAGCACGUGCAAGAUCAUGCACUUGUUACGGGGCACCCCAAGGUCGCGGUGGUGAUCCAGGUGUGUUAUUUGAAGGUACUCCUCACUGCGAAGCUGUCCAUGGUGCCCUUUAUGCUUGUUUAAGAGCGCUAUUCGGUGUUUCUGUAGCUGGUAUUUUAGCUUGCAUAUUUUCUUGUAUGCUAGUUUAUCAAUUACUCAGUCACGAAAAGAAAAAAAUGUACUGGGAACAGCUUGAACUGAGAUCUCUGUAUGGACAUGGAGGUGGCGGAAAUAUGGCUGGCGCACCAGUAGGUUCUUGUGGUUGCUGUAAUGACUGUGGUGGCGUUAAUCCUUGGUGGGCACAAACUCCAGGGAAUUUAUAUACUCCAAAUCCUGAUUUAGCACCGUCUAGAAGAUGGCGGUUACCCUGGUCACGGUCACGAGGUCCGGCACCGACUCCCGAUUCCAAUUACGGCUUUCAUGCACAAUCUAUGAGACAAGCUGCCGAUAUUAAUGAUUCAACACGAGAAAACACUACGGCAAUACCGAACCCCUAUGGUCUUCUUGACUCCCGACAACCUCACGCUUCUUACUCCGUCCUUAAUGCUCAAAACACGUCUUACACAGCAAGCACCGAGUCUUACAGUGUGCUUGAAACUCCUGUCCCUCUAUGGGGACCUCCGCCUCCAUACAGUGAUCCCAAUAGUCCAGCAAGAAGGCCACAAAUAGUUGAACCCAAAGUAGCAUCUUCUGCUGGUUCUACGACCUCCUCUACACCAGCCACUGGUGCGUCCCCAGCUCAGCCAUUGCCUCCUUCAUUGAGAAUUGACACCGUUAAGAGGACAGCCGAUAAUUUUGAAGCUGUUAGAAAUAACUACUCAGAUCUUCAUGGAUCGAGAACCCUUCAGCAUUGUACGCCUUCCGAUAACUACGAGAAUACUGAAAAACUAUCAAACACUACUGAACCAGAAUGCAGUGGGGCGCAUGAAGGGGCAGCUAUAAAAACCAGACGGUCAAGAAGAAAUUUGAAGGGUGUUGAAAAUGACGGUUUUCAAAAAGAACCGAAUAACCAAAUGUCAAAUAGUAAACAAUCUGAAAGUGAAUUAUACUUUGGAGAUGUUUCAUCUUGUUGCGGACCUGAAAGCAGUUUAUAUGAAAUGACCGUCGACAAAGAAUUAACAGACGAGAUUCUGCAACAACAACAACAACAACAACAACAACAACAAGAACAACAACAGCAGCAACAGCAAUCAGAUUACAUGCCAUCACGAAUGGCCAAACAACGUCUUUCAAAGCGAUCUCGACUCCCACUUCCUCUAUUACCUCAGAAUCAAACGUCAUCCCAUGAAGAUAUAAAUCUUGAUGGUGCGAAUGAACGAAGUUAUAGCAAUAGUGAUGAAACAAUGACAACUUCAGGGGCAUUUCUAGCUCCGGAUGCCCAGUAUGAAGUUAUUCAACAAGGCGCGCAUUAUGGUUACUACAUUUCUAAAGAGAAUGACUAUCGAGAUGCGCCAUCAAGCUACUCGUUUUACCCACGAGAUCCAGCUAAUUCUGAAAUUCCACACGAAUAUCGAGGGAUCGUUAAAGACGAAGAUAAUGAACAUAGUAAUUCAUUGAGCGGAGUUGGUAGUUUAGAUGAUGAUUUAUCACACGACAAAGUAGUUAGUAGAAGAACCGAACAUCAGUGCUGUACGAAUAACGUUACAGACAUUAAUUCCGAAUGGCAGAAUGUGGAGCAACAGUCAAACUCAGACGACGGUGUCUGUCCAAUAAAUGUUUGA